CACUCGGUGCAGGUGGCCUGGCGGCAGAAAACCGCCUUGUGAAAGUCGCCUUCCGCCCAGGAGCUGGCCAGGGGCCUCCUGGGCAGCGCCGGGAAUCCCCAGCCCUUGCCUAGACCGUCGUGGUUGUGCCAGGCCCCGAGCCUGGAUCUGUCUUCUCCUGCCCUGGAGGGAUGGGGGUGUGUGGAGGGGUCCGCUCCAGGCCGCCAACAACCCAUCACCGUUGAUGGAGCCGGAGUGCCUGUCCUCUGCUCUAGGCCCUGUGCUGAGGUUCCCCAGCCUCGCAACAGUCAACCCUCAGUCAGUCCUGUGAAACGGGCUGGGUUCUCCCUGCAGAGCUGAAGUGACCUGAGGCUCUACCCGGCAGGGCAGCGUGCUGCUCCUCCCCAAGGGUUUCCUGUCCCAGCACCUGCCCUUGAGGUUCCUGCUCCUGGAUUCUAUCAGAUUCUCACAAGCUUGUGUCUCCCCAGCAAGGUAGCUGCUCAUCCGACUGGGCCUCUGGCAUCCGACCAGGGCCUGUGAGCACGUGCUGAACACGGAUGGGCCGCAGUGUGACCUGGAAAGGAAGGGGUCCAGGCAGUGUCCUUCAGCCCAACUUCCAGCUGUAACAAAUGGGGAAACCCGAGGCCCAGAGAAGGGAAAAUCCUCAUUAAGGUCACCCCGAGCGGAGAGCAGAAGCCCAGGCCAGGGUUUUCUCCGUGAAGAUGGGAGUUCAGGUCGUUUCGCCGAUUCGCACGAGCUGUCAGAGCUGGUCCCUGUCCCACCAGAAGCUGCUGACAUGGCUGAGCGUGCUGGAGUGUGUGGAGGUGUUCAUGGAGAUGGGGGCCACCAAGGUGUGGGGUGAAGUAGGACGUUGGCUCGUCAUCGCCCUCAUCCAGCUGGCCAAGGCUGUACUUCGGAUGUUCCUGCUGAUCUGGUUCAAGGCUGGCCUCCAGACCUCACCCCCCAUUGUUCCACUGGACAGGGAGACCCAGGCACAGUCCCAGGAUGGUGACCACAGCGCUGGCAGCCAGGAGCAGUCAUAUGUGGGGAAGCGGUCAAACCGGGUAGUGCGAACCCUCCAGAAUACUCCGUCCCUGCACUCGAGGCACUGGGGGGCCCCGCAGCAGCGCGAGGAGCUGGGUGUCACCCCCACCCCGCUGGGGCUGCAGGAGACCAUCGCCGAGUCCUUGUAUAUCGCCCGGCCCCUGCUGCACUUGCUCAGCCUGGGCCUCUGGGGUCAGCGGUCGUGGACACCCUGGCUCCUGUCUGGUGUCGUGGACGUGACCAGCCUGAGCCUCCUGAGCGACAGGAAGGGCCUGACCCGGAGGGAGCGCCUGGAGCUGCGGCGCCGGACCACCCUGCUGCUCUACUACCUGCUGCGCUCCCCGUUCUACGACCGCUUCUCCGAGGCCAAGAUCCUCUUUCUACUCCAGCUCCUGGCAGACCACAUCCCAGGCAUUGGUCUGGUCACAAGGCCGCUCAUGGAUUACUUGCCCAACUGGCAGAAAAUUUAUUUCUACAGUUGGGGCUGAUGGACAUUCCGCAAGUGGGGUGUGGGCAGGGGCAGGGGGUGCCUCAGCCCUUCACGUCCCCUGGGCCCCUCUGCCCUAAUAAACCUGACUCUGGCAGCGUCCA
Molecule: messenger RNA, 1614 nt
Organism: Dama dama (fallow deer)
Lineage: Eukaryota; Metazoa; Chordata; Mammalia; Artiodactyla; Cervidae
Gene: PEX16
Product: peroxisomal biogenesis factor 16
Exons: 12
Coding region: 702-1511 (269 amino acids)
Biological process (GO): peroxisome organization
Cellular component (GO): peroxisomal membrane
Source: RefSeq, a predicted model, not a curated record